AUGGGGCCCGGCGCCUGUGCAGCAUCAUCCCGGCUCAUCUCCUCCCCCAGGAGAAAGGACACCAAGUUCUGUGCCUCCCUGCGCAGGCUGCUGGGCAGCCGCAAAUUCACGACGCUCAUGACCUGCGUCAUCUCCAUCAAUGCCGUCUCCCUGGCCGAGGAGACCAACUACCGCUGCCGGUUGUGCUGGGGUGAGGUCACAGAUGCCUUCUUCAUCGCUGUUUAAACCACCGAGCUUUUGCUGAAGCUGUACGUGGAUCCCGUUGCCUACUGGAAGAGCCGCUACAACAUCUUGGACACCUCCAUCCUCCUCGUUGCCUUCCUCCCGCACAUCUUGUCCAUGGACACUGCCAUGUGCACCCACCUGGAGGGGACCACCAAAGGUCUCCAGACCCUCCGCGUACUCAAGCUCAUCAAGUACAGCGGUGGGAUGAGGGUUUUCACAGAGACUCUUGGCCAGACAGUGCAGGCAGUGAUGUAUGCCCUCAUCCUGCUGUUCCUGCUGAUGUUUGUGUUUGCCAUUUUGGGGCAUGGAUGGUAUGGAGAUCCCAAAACUGGAGAUGCUGAAAACUGGGGCAGCUUGAAGGCUGCCCUCUUCACGCUCUUCAGUUUAGUUACAGUUGAUGGUUGGACCGACUUACAGCGCGAGAUGGAUCGUUACAGGUUUACGAGCAGCCACGUGUUCAUGGCCGUGUUUGUCUUGCUGGGCAACUUCAUCUUCUUCAAUAUGUUGAUUGCACUUGUGAUUACCAAAACCCAGGACUUGACUCAGAAGUACAAACAGGACUGCAAAGCAGCGAAGGCGGCUGCUGUUUGGGCCAAGAAACGGAAGAUCCUGACAAAGCAGAGGAAGAACGUGGGCAUCCAAGUCACGCUGGAGCAGGACCUGCCUGCCUGGGUGGGUGCUGGGGAGCACAAUAACACUCAAGGUGAAGAUUUCAGUGAGCUGCUGGAUGACAUCAAAAAGACUUUGCGCCACUCCCAUGUCAUCAUUAUGGAGGGGUUUUGCUUCAUCAUCCCAUUUAUUGAUCUGUAUUUGCCAUUCCUGGACCUCCAGGGUGACACACUGAACAGCUCCUGCCGCCUGCGCGACUUGCAAGGACUCGGCAAAGGCUCCCGGGGCAUCCCGGUCCUCGUCUCCUGGGAGCAUAACUCCAUGCACUUCCAGACUCGCCUUGUCAGUCUCUGCCACCUGAUGGUUCACUGA
This is a messenger RNA of Gavia stellata (red-throated loon), 1206 nucleotides long. RefSeq names its product cation channel sperm associated 3 (gene CATSPER3). Gene Ontology annotation, biological process: transmembrane transport; monoatomic ion transport. The record is from RefSeq and is a predicted model, not a curated record. Gene Ontology annotation, molecular function: monoatomic ion channel activity. Gene Ontology annotation, cellular component: membrane. Lineage: Eukaryota; Metazoa; Chordata; Aves; Gaviiformes; Gaviidae. The transcript has 8 exons.